Xyrichtys novacula (pearly razorfish) is the source of this 13672-nucleotide messenger RNA. NCBI's taxonomy places the organism in Eukaryota, Metazoa, Chordata, Actinopteri, Labriformes, Labridae. The record is from the annotation of a GenBank genome assembly.
GACAGCCCCCGAAAAGUCUUGCAGGAGGCUGUAUGCAUGUGAGAAUCCGCACGUAGCAUUGAGACAGACCUCCAAAAAUCCAGCCCUUUACCAGCAGAUGGCCAGGAGCGCUGCACUGAAACAUCACAGAUAAGACGAUCCUCCAGAUACACGCCGUGCUCAUCUUCUCCCCGAACCGAGUGUCCGGCUUCAGAAGACCCGAGGACCGGGGACAUUUUUCCGCUUCAGGAUGCUGUCGUUCAGGUAACUAUUGACUUCUUUCCUGGACUAUUAAUAAAAAAAAAACAACCAGCCUUUUCUGUCUGUCCGGUUAUCCCUCAUAGCACCAUUUUAACGUAAAUGGCAUUUUAGGGGGUGUUAUGUUUGUAUUUGCUACCGUUACACAUUGGAAACUUUGGCUUAACUAACAUUCCAGAGUCCCGGUACAGUUUUAUACACAACGUUAGCUACCAUAGCUAGCCAAACACUAGCUAACCCAAACUUUGAUUUAUGUGGUAGUUCUCAGCAGCAGAAACGAAAUUCACUCUAUAAAACUAAUAAAGAGACAGUGUAUCGUGCAAUUUUCACUCGGCUUAAGAUGCGAAGACUGAGCCCGGGCCACCAAAUCGGAGUUUUUUUGUGUGAAACUCGUCUGUUUAGUCUGUGGUGACAUUCCAGUGCAAAGCAGCGUGGGAUGCUGCUGCUGCUCCUCCAUAGUACGUUUUCUCAAUAAAAUCCUAAAAUACACGACAGGAUAUGUGUAGAAUGGUGAACUCUUUAGUUAGUGAGUGAUGGUUAUCAGACUAUACAGUGGAAAAAAGCUAAUGUUGAUAGACGCUUAAAUUUCCCAAUUAUGUCUCGUUGGAUAAUUAUUGACUGAACUUACAGUGGGCUAAAAGUACGACCACCCCUCCAGAAAUUAACCCCUGGGUCAGAAAUAAACAGGGGUGCUCGACAGUUCAUUGUAGGUAAAAUCAGUUCAGACACCAUGGGGUACUGUCUGUCUGUGUAGUCUUUAAUACGAGCUUCCCUGGCUGGCGGGGAGGGGCGAAGACGUGGCAGUCCUCUUCCAUCCACAUCCUGUUAUGUGACUCCUCUGCUGCGCGAUGAAGCUUCUGGAAUAACUUGUACACUUAAAUGUUUCUACAAUCGGGCUAAAACAGAAGUGAGAGUAGUGGGAAUGCAAAAAUUGUGCUGAGUAUCAUUGUUUACUGAAAAUCCUCACUUGUGUCACUUGAUUCUAAUCUAAAAGUGAGUUUUCUUCAGGCCUUUCUCAUUUUUGAAUAAAAAUUAGUAAGCACUCCCUGUCUUGCCGGUUCUUGUUUUGGUUUUUGCAUGUAUUCUCUUCCACAUUAAAGUUCCACUAGGAGAGUUGUUGCUUUAGUCUCGUUCUUACUUAUGCAUAUGAAGAAAGGCAGAAGUAAUGGGAAAAUGUAACAUCAUCGAGAUUUAUCUUGGCUAAAAUGUGCGCUUUGAUUCAUUUGUUGUUGUUGUUGUUGUUGCUGUUUUUAUCAUAGUUGACCUGUGGCUGUUAAAAAAAUCCAAUCUUUUUGAAAGCAGUGAAAUGUAUAGGCCUAUAGGUCAGAAAAUAAUGGAAAAUUUCCUCCAAAAAAGUCUCCUAAAAUCUGUUCAAACCGAGUGCAUCUCAUGUGUCUGGUAGGUAGUUUUUUUCAAUGAGUCACGAGGAAUGAUUCACGUCUCAUUCAUGUAUGAACAGUAUAUGCACAAACACUCUCACUACUGCUGAAAUUUAAUGUGUGUGGCAUACAAUAUUUAUCUAAAUUAUAACUGUCACACUUUCAGCUUUAAUCUUGGCAUUUCAAUUCGACAACAUUAUAAUAACGAGGCUCAAUAGCUACCACCCCGUCAUUACAGUAAUCACAAAGUACUAAGUUGUGUUCAGGAAAAGUGGCAGAGUUAUAUUCAUGGUAUCAAGGACAAAGUACUAACCCAGAUUCUGGGAAUAUUUACAACAGUAGCAGGGACAGAAUAAUGAUAAUUUGCACUUUUCUUUGCAUGUUUUUCUAAAUGAAAGUCGGUUUUGACUCAAAUGCAAACAAAAUUUGCUGUAAUUUAAUGGGCCUCUGAAAGAUUGAUUUCCCUUCUCUCCAGUGCCUGCUGCUGAACUGAAAUGCCUUGUAAAAUUGCUGUUUUGGAAGAUUGCCUUGGUGGCAGGGUCAGAACCUGCCUGAGCCUGCUGUCGGCCUGCAGCAGGAAGAACGACUAAUCUCUUACUAUGAACCUUUUCGUGCAUGACCUUUACUUUUCCACUAGAAGUAUGUCAGUGCAGUGCAAGUGCAUGGAUAGCAUGCCUGAAACACUUUGUAAUUGGUUUGUUGUGCAGUUGAAUGGGCCCUGCUGCUGUGCCAGAGUCAGAUUUUUACAUAGAAGAAAAAAAUUGUUUUACCUCUGUAGAUGUUGAUCUGCUCUUUUAUUUUCACUCAAAGGUAGAAGGUUAAAUUUUGUUUACUAUAUAACAGCUGAAUUAAGGAUGUAGAAGCACCAUAGCCAAGGAAGGGCACCAGCUGCUACUGAUUUUAUUAUCAACUAAUUGCAAAAAUAAUUUUAAUAUUACAAAUUAUUUUUUUCCUUAGAUGUCCCAAACUGUGAAAAAUUUUGCCAAAAAAUGUAUUUAUUUUUUAUUUGAAAACUUGAAUCCAACAAACAGUGGUCUAAGCUUAAUAGAUUAAGGAUUAUCAGCAUUAUUGGUGAAAAUUCUUCAUUAUUCAAAUCAAUUGACUCAUUAAAACUCGCGCCAAAGGUGAUUCUUUCUCAGAAAGAUACCCAACUGAAGAGGAGUAGUGCGAGGAUUAGUCAUGAAGUGACCUGAUUGUGGGUUCCUUUAUCUUUGUUAUGUCUGACCCAUGGGAACCUUAAAAAAUUUCAAGCUUCACAAAAUGAGCCGUACUUGGCUCAUUUUUUAUAAAGUGACCCAAAUUCCUUGACCCAUUAACACAGCCAAAGGCCAGGGUUUGUGCAUCUCUGCUGUUUUAGUUCUACUUGGAUAUCAUGAAUCCAAAAAUCUAAACUCAGCUUCAGCAUUUUUAUUAUGAUCUUGGGAGAUUUUUAUGUGGACAUAAUUUUUUUCCACCUCUUUCCUACUUAUAUAUUUCUAUGGGCAGUAGAAACAUUUUAACACGUGUCACAAAUGCUGAGUUAUAGGCACAGUAUAUGUUCAGUCCCAUGAGUUUUUCAGUUCUUUAACAGGAUUUAAUAUGUGUUGAUUGUGGACUUCCUAAAGCUGGAAUCCAAGCAUCAUCUGAGUUACUGUAUCUCUUGUUAUUCCGGUCCUUGUAGAUCCAAGUCACCUGUUUUGAUUUCAGUUCAGACUGGUUCUGCUGCUGUUCAUUUUAAACUACCCUACCUGCGAGGAAAAUCUCAAGUUAGAGUCCACACACUUACAAUCACACCUUUCUUUGUGUUUCCUUUUUUUUUUUUUACUCUUUGUUUUUUCAUGUAAUUUCUGACUGUCUGGGGAAAAUGAUUAUAGUGCCACUCCUCACGCAUGACUGUGCCAACUCCAAAGCUAGACCGGACACAGCAGCAGCCACCACAGACUAAAAUAUGGCUUUGUGUGGUGGCUGAAAGGCCACACUUCUAAAAGAAUUAGCACACUUUUGGAGUUUUUAGGUCAAAGCUUUUCUAACUUCUAUGUUUAGGAAACUGCGACUGCCUUUUUUCACAAAUAAUGCCCCAGUUACUCCAGACAGUCCAUAGACAUGGCUCACAUGGCUUUUAUUCAGAGCAGAUUUCCCUCAAUCUACCAGCAAUAUGUCUGUGGAUUAUCUUCUGUUUUAUAUUGUGUAAAAGCAGCACAAGACAGAGUGCAGGCAACAAUUUGAUCAUUUGUAGUAGAUUCAGGAUGACGGGGAAGCAGCACUCUGAAUAAGUAGUUAAAGCUGGAAUGUUUGAUGUGGCUCUCUGAGAGGGAGCUCAAGUAAUCCAGACAGUAGGUGACUCAAACAUCUGUCCUUUCAAGGGAUGUUAGCAUAUGGCAGCCUUUUAUAUCAAGUUGCAGCUCCACUGUGAGUCUGACAUAAGAGCCAGUUUUUCUGUCUCAUUAAAUUCUCAAGUGAUCUUAAGAAGAAUAUACCUAAUAAUAUCACUCUUUUCUUCAGGAUGGGGCUACCGUGUUGGUGUUUGUUACUGCUGAGCUGCCUACAGACGAUUUCUGCCCACAAUGACUUCUUCACCUCCAUUGGUAAAAAAAAAGGAACAUUUUAUAUACUUCUGUGGACCCUUCGAUGAUCUGAUCCCAAAGUAUUAAUGCUGAAAUACAUCUGUUCCCUUUUCAGGUCAGAUGACGGAUCUGCUGUACACAGAAAAAGACCUGGUCACCUCCCUGAAGGACUACAUCAAAGCAGAGGAGAACAAGCUUGAGCAGGUCAAAAAGUGAGUUUACAGGCACGGAGACUACACAGUUCUGUGCAAUUUUGACGGCGUAAACAGUAGGGUCAAAGUAAGAUAUACAGGACUGCCCUCAAAAAUUAUGGAAGACCAUAAAUCCUUCUAGUAAAAGCGAAAGUUUAAAAGUAUGUUUUACAAUCUUUUUUUCUAGGUGGGCUGACAAAUUAGACUCAUUGUCAGCCACAGCCACUCAGGAUCCUGAGGGCUUCCUGGGGCACCCUGUCAAUGCCUUCAAACUAAUGAAGAGGCUGAACACGGAGUGGGGGGACCUGGAGAGUCUUGUACUCAGCGACACCACUGAUGGUAUGGAUGAUAAAGUCUUUCCGUAAUAUUUUUUUUGCUCAUGCUCAAUAUUGUGAUAUCAUCUAUCAGCACACGAUCUAUAGAGCUUAAAAUGCAUUUUUUUGGUCUCAAGGAUUUUACGCUUGCUCAUAUGUGUCAUCAUUGUAGGGCUCAUGUUACCUGACACUACCAAUGAAGUGCCUCUUUCAGCAACCUUUACAUAAUUGAAGUAGCGUUCUGACUCGAAACAAAUUGUUAACUUCUCUGUUAUAAGACCCAACAAAACCAUUUACAGUACAAUUUUCCAUCCAUCUGUUUUAGGAUUCAUUUCCAACCUGACCAUCCAGAGACAGUACUUCCCCACAGAUGAGGACCAGACUGGGGCUGCAAAAGCUCUUCUUCGGUUACAGGACACCUAUAGACUGGAUGCCAACACUAUUUCAACUGGAAACUUACCAGGUUAGCAUCUAAAAGUUCCUCAUACAUACUAGAAACCCCUAGUUAAUUGCAAACCAAGAAAGAAUAGAAGUUGUAGUUUCCAUUGUUAUAUUUCAAUGACAAAAGAUAGAUUCGGUAUAUAUUCAAAUUCCUCCUCCUGUGUCCCCGUCCCACCAGGAGUGAAACACAAGAGUCAUAUGACCGUGGAGGACUGUUACGAGCUGGGCAAAAUUGCCUACUCUGAGGUUGAUUACUACCACACGGAGCUGUGGAUGGCCCAGGCUAUGAAGCAGCUCGAUGAGGGAGAGGAGUCAACGAUAGACAAGGUGACCGUGCUCGACUACCUCAGCUACUCCAUCUACCAGCAGGGGGAAAUAGAGCGGGCUCUGGAAUACACCAAGAAGCUGCUUGAGCUGGGUGAGUCUCUGCACACUAUGAAGGACUUCAAUGUGAGAUCAAGUGUGAAGUGAUGUUGAGGGUUUGGACUCAAAACUGGCCCUUUUUUCUAUUUUUGGACUGUUUUUAUAAAACCUGACACUUAGAAGUCUGACUAUGUAAGUCCCCAAUGAAAAAUGUAGGACACAGUGUAGUUAAGAAGGAAAAGUACAAAAGGAUCAUUUUCACAUCUAUCUAGGUUACUAGAUUUCAGACAAAAGCGAACAUUCCUUGUAGGCAGCAUUUCUAAAGCACACAAAGGAUGAACUGUCUGAUCUAUUGCGUUAUUGUGUUUGAACCUAAGAUCCAUGUCUUCACAUGUCUCAUGCUCAGGUGUGUUAUUCUACCUCUUACAGUCAGGUAUUAGCCUGAUUUCAGUCUCAGUGGUGUAUUUGUUACAACAGUGUCAUUGAUAAGAACAAUGUAGACAUUCAGAGAUGUAGAAAUGACUAUGUAGGAGCCAAAAUGUAUUUAUUUCAAGUUUUAUUUUUGUAGGCAUGUCACUUCUGGGAUCGUCAUUGAGGGGUGUGGGUUUGGGAUGUUUGGCGGGUUAUUUAAAACUCACAGGUGCAGUCAGACAAUGGGUUUGAUAAGCACUGAUAAGACUACAGACUGAUUCUAAAUGUUUGCUGUACAGGCUGUUGGGCCAUUUUUCACCUUACUUCACUGAUAUUGGGGAUUGAAUUGAUUUGUCCUGUUAACAUAUUUUUUAUAGGACAAUAUAAUGCAAUAUAAUACAAUGGGUCAUCAUCGUCUUCUGUGUGAAAUUUGUCUUAGACUCACUCCAGAGCUGUAGAUGUUUGGCUGACCCUAUUAAAGCUCUUAACAACACAAUUAAAGGAAUAAACAACAAUCCAUUUUUGAACAAGAAAAAUUCACACCAGUGAAAUUUAUUAACAUGCUGUUGCAGAGUUGCUCAUGUUCAGGAGAAAGGGUAUCAUGAGUGAGUGAAAGAGAUUGUGGGAAGACAAUGUUAAGAACACAGUCGUGCUGUUUAACAGCUGACAUUUUCUCACAGACAAUAUUCAAAUAUCUGUUCAAUGUAGGCACGGAUGAGGUUUUUUAAUUGUUAGUUUGCACCGUGGGACUUUGCAUUGUCUGCCAGACGGCUUGAGCUCAUCCUUAAAGAUGAGGGUGUGAGAUGGGUCUGACGAUUCUGUGAAAAACAUUCUCCCCAUUGAUCGAUCAAAAGGGGAGGUUUCCAGGAAAACAGAGUAUAAUAACAUGUUCCUGAUUCAGUUAUUUGGUAGCUGAUACUCUUUGUCGACAGUACUGCAGCUGUUACUGUUAGUAAUCAGCGCUAUUAUUUCUGUUGGCUUCUUAUUCCUUGUUUUCAGAUCCCGAGCACCAGCGAGCCAAGGGCAACGUGAAGUACUUUGAAUUCCAGCUGGAAAAGCAGAAAAAAGCUGCAGAGGAAGCAGCGACAAAACAGAAAGAGCGAGGCAAAAGAGAAACAACUGAAAAGAAAGAGAAGCCGAAAAAGAAGGUCCCCAACAGCCUGAUCCCGGAGAGGAAGAAGUAUGAGAUGCUCUGUCGUGGGGAGGGCAUCAAACUGGUGAGAAAGAUAAAGAGAGAAGCAUGAUUUUUAAUGUCAUAAAUUUAUAUCCCUUUUGAUAUUUUGCUUUUCUUUACCCUUAAUUAGACUCCCCGCAGGCAGAGCCGACUAUUCUGCCGUUACCAUGACAACAACCGCAACCCCAAGUACGUGCUAUCACCUGUCAAACAGCAAGAUGAAUGGGACCGCCCUUAUAUUGUCCGCUACCUUGACAUCAUCUCUGACAAGGAAAUCGAGAGGAUCAAGCAGCUGGCAAAACCACGAGUGAGUGACCCUCAGUCAUCCAUGAUGCAUGUUAAAAGUCAUAUUGGUAACUUUACAGUUCAAGCCUGCACAUUCUCUGCUAUGUGGUUCAGUGUAUUGGGUGGCCUGCGGUUGAAACUGUGAGGCUGGUUGAGCUAGUUUUGCAAACACAUAGACACACACACACAUCACUGUAUGUGUGUAUGGCUGUGUGUGGGUAAAUCGUGUCCCUGGCUUCACAGCUACGCAGGGCCACAAUCUCCAACCCCAUCACUGGAGUGCUGGAGACAGCUUCAUAUCGGAUCAGCAAAAGGUAAGGCAUAGGCAGGCGCCGUCAAGAAGAGUGGUCAAAGAGGGGAGACAGUGAGAUUUCCCCCCUCUUUUUCCCCUCAAUGACUCAUCCCAUUCCUCCUCUCAAGUCCCGCUUGUCUGCAUCAAUCUUCUCAACCCUGGCAAAGACUAAAGGCUCCUGAGCUGAAGCACAAAAAUUUGUAGGCCAUUAUUGGUUGGUGAAACAUGUAACUUGCAAGCGUAUUAUCUCAUGGACACAGGAAUUGAAGAAAAAUGGAGGGAUUUUUGGUUUCUAAAAGUUUACUUUGUGGAUAUGUUUCGGCUCAGAACUCUGCUUAAGAAAGGUAACACAAGAGGACGAUAAAGAGGUGUUGCUUUUCUACCGGUUAUUAACAUAGUAGCAUUGCGAGAGCCAGGAAGUGUUUCAGAGGCACAUGGGAAUUCCCAGCAUGCCAAUAUUUAAAAUUUUGAAAAUGAGUUAUUAGAAGUGCCUCUUGAAACACUCCUUUGGCCCUUUUUGAUAAUAUCAUUGACAGCUAGUGACCGUAUCUGCCUCUCUUUCUCUCCCUCUUUCCUUCCUUUGCUUUCCACACACCCUCGUGUGUCACAUUCCACCCUGUUUUUUUUUUUGUAAAUCUUCUUGUCCUCAUCUUCGGUGUCCCUCUGCUGCGGAAAACUACUGUAGUUAAGGCGAGCCACGGUGCAUGACCCCCAAACUGGGAAACUUACAACGGCCCAAUACAGAGUCUCCAAGAGGUAAGGGGUCACAGGUUACCAGGAGGGCCAUGAUGUCCUCUCCCUGUAGUCUUAAUCCAUCGCUUCAGCUUUAUCUCUGUAUCCCUCUAACUUGUUAACAACAAAGAAAAGAUGAAAAUAUUUAUCUACACUUGAAAAACCAACACAUGGGGAGGUUCUAAUUUAUCUGAGGUACAAACUCAAACAGAUAUGAAACUGAGUUAAACUGAAUUCAGCUAUCCUGUGUUGUUAUGAGUUUUCGGUGUAGUUGAAUAUUGUUUAUUCUUUCAGUUUAAUCCACAGUUAAGCCAUUUUCAUGGAAUGCACAGCUGUGGCAAGCUGUGUUCUUUCCCCAGCCACUUACUCCGGGUUACCUGAGAUCAAGAACACUGAAUCUGUAUUCCCCUAUUGCGCUUUCCAGGGAUUAAUCCGUACAGCGAUCUUGUAUGAGUCAUUACUGCUGCUGCAGUCCUUCUUUGCCUCUUUGACUUCCAAAACCAGCAUGAGAGAGAGAAAAAAAGCCUGAGUGUUCUUGCUUAAAAUCACUCAAACUUUGAAGCUUCUUUGUCUAAAACAUCCCAUAUUUGAAUGCAAUGACUGGCUUACUUGGAUGGAUACAUUGUUAAUUGUAAGUUGACUCUCAACCAGAAUUAAAAAUAGCAGAAAUCCCAAAAACACCACAUUUCUUUGGUUGAACUGUAGGUGCUAAUUAAUGCUUGGAUGAGUGUGCAUGUCCGUGCAAGGGUGGGGUGUGCCCUUUGAUGUUUUUGUGUGUACGUGUGAGCCAGCAUGUAUUCCCACUUUUAGGGGACAUUAUUUGAAGGUUGAACAUACGCAACAGUUCUUAUUAGACAAAUCUGAACUCUUUCUGAACCGGCUUGAAGACACAACGAAAGAAUUUGUUGGCUCGUAAGACUUUGCAAAAAGCACAACUUAUCGCACACUGUCUCUCUCAAACACACAUCACAAAUUAGAUCUGCAGAAAAUCUUAGAAACACUUCCAUGAGACAGUGGAGGAGGAAGUAUUCCCCAAGGUAUUGUGAAAGAAGAAAUCUCAUAUAUUUGAGACAGUGCUGAAAAUAAUUCCUUCUGUCCUGUUUGUUAGGGACUUAAUUAAAACUGUGUCUUCAAUUUUUACUAUCCUUGACAGUUUUUAAUGUGGAUAUCGUGGCAUAUUAUGACAUCAACCAGACUACAUGCCAAUUCAGACACUGAUGUGGCCAGCAGAGCUCCAGCUGUGACAUGUUUUAACAGUCCACAAGAAAGAGUUGCUAGGGCUUGGCCAGCAGCUGUAUUUUUAGAGGCCGUCUCUUAGACUAGGUCGUUGGAAUAAGUAUGAAAGGCAGGCAGUGUGAGGACUGUUAAAUCCAGGAAAAUAUUUUGCUGUAGUCCUCAGCCUGACCCUUGUGCAAAAUGUUCCUGUUCUAAUUCGCUCAUAUACGUAGUUCAAAACUUGAACAACCCUGUACUCUGAGCUGAUUGGAGGUUCUGAAUCUUGGGCCAGUUUUCUCAUCCUUUAAAGUUUCCACACCUGAACUUCCUGUCUCCUUAUUUUCCAAAUGUGAGGCCAAACUUCUCUUUCAUUCUGAGCUUCUAAUGGCAAGCUUCCUGCAUGACAUGGCUCUCUGUUGCCUGCUUCAGAAAUCAAACCUUUACUGCCAUCUUGUGGACAAAAGUGUGUCUGACAGCCAUACUCUAUACUAUGUUCUUUUUCUUAAUUACUCUGUUCCUCCUCUCAUAUUCCAGUGCUUGGCUCACUGGCUAUGAAGAUCCAAUGAUUGAAACAAUCAACCAGAGAAUUGAGGAUCUCACAGGGCUGGAAAUGGACACAGCUGAGGAGCUGCAGGUAAAGACGAGUUAGCUAAGUGGCUAAAAGUUAUUAACAUUAAAUUCAAUCUCUCUUUUUAUUUUUAGUUAGCAUGUUCAAACAGUAUGGUGUGAUAUACUCCAAUAUCCUUUUCCCUCUGGAAGCAUCUGUUUGUGUGUGUGCUGGUCAGUCUUUUUCGAUUGUCAGAUAAAUUGUUUAAAUCUCUUUAGGUUGCAAAUUAUGGAGUCGGAGGUCAGUACGAGCCUCACUUUGACUUUGGAAGGGUAAGUCCUUUUAUCAUUUAUACAUUUAAGUUCUUCCAAUGUAUGUUUUUAUUAAUAUGACAGUUACUGAAGCUGAUGUGGACUCUCUCUCUGCAGAAAGAUGAGCCAGAUGCCUUUAAAGAGCUGGGCACUGGGAACCGCAUAGCUACAUGGCUCUUCUAUGUGAGUAAACUCUUUCCAAAUAAACCUGCAAACAAAAUGUGUGAACUUGAGUCAUAUAAACUCUGGUUAAAUAAUAUUUCAGUGCCAUCAGAAAUGGAUGUAAUGUGGAUGGGAUUUUUCAAAUAUGUCAGUAUGAACCAUCUUUUCUAAAAUGAUGGAGGUAUAAAACAAGGCGUUGUGGGUUUGGAAUUGGUCAGUCUUUUUAUGAAGGUAUGAGUCAAAUUCAACAAGCUGAAAGAGAAAAUAUCAAGUUGUCAUUAAGUGAUUUUCAAGCUCAAAUGUGCCCAGAAAAGCUGAAAAAUUGUUCAAGAACAACAAUCAAACCCUGGCUCUUUUAGAUAAAACAGGCAAAUAUAUACAGUGUUCAUGAUUUUGAGCAGUGCAUGCUUCUUCUUACUUUUACCUGAUAUAAAUGAGGCAAUAAGCAGGCAGGGGAAUGAGCUUCAUCACCCUGUACAAUGUGAAGUGAAGUUCAGUCCCUGUGAUUAAGAGAGCUGCUUAUGAUCUGAGCAGCCAAUAAAUUAGGCAAAUGAAGCUCUCCAGAAAUUUCCUCCUGUGGUUUUGCUAGUGAGACACAUAUCAUGGACCAGCUAUCAUUUAUGAUUCUGGGUUUUUGUUUUUAUCAAUGUGCUACAGUCUCUGCUGAAGUAGAACCCACUUUUCUGAUGCCAGAGGGAGGAUGAUUUGAGAUACAACCUCAGAUCAUUUCAGUAGACAGGACUGUGAAAUACCUCUGAAGUAUAAUAUUAACCAGCUGAGUUCUUCAAUGUGUCACAAACUUGAACUCAGAAGUAUGACUAAAUAACUUGAUGUGGCAGCCAAGGACUAAUCUCUCUUUGCUUCUCUGUCUGUGCAUUAGAUGAGUGAUGUAGCAGCUGGUGGAGCCACAGUUUUCCCAGAUGUUGGUGCUGCAGUGUGGCCCCAAAAGGUGACUGCUCUUCUUUUCACUUUUGUUACAAAAUAUUCAUGUUGACUGUGAAGCUGUGUUCAAAUUGGUUUAACUGUAGCUAUCCAGAGAUAUCCUUGUUUUUGUUGGUAUUAUUUUUAGGAACAAUAUAAAGGGAAAAUAUGUAGAACAGAAAACUGUGUUUUGUGAUUUUUUUUUUUGAAGAACAGUCCCAGUUAUUUUGCUCUAACAGUGAACAAUAAAACAAUCCACCAGAGAGAAAUAUUUUUUAUGUUAAGAAGGACUAUCUUCUAAAAGUAAUUCCUAAUUUGUUCAGUCUGGUCACAGAAAGGACAUUUUCUUAAGGCAUUACAAACUUACAUUGACAAACUCAAAACCCUGGAGGGUUCACAGUAGAGCUAACGUCUGUUUUCUUUUACGUGUGUGCUCUAGGGCACUGCAGUGUUCUGGUACAAUCUGUUUGCCAGUGGAGAGGGAGACUACAGCACCAGACAUGCAGCAUGUCCAGUGCUGGUUGGCAACAAGUGGGGUAAGGCCAAGUUUGCAUAUAAUAUCAUCUUGAGUACUGUCAUUGCUUGGGGAAAUUUAAAAACUUAAAUGAUCAAGAGUCAUUAAAAAUGUGAUAAGGAGAGUAAACAUUUGUGCUGAGUAUCAAGUAAAGAGCUGGAUUGUUUGUAUUUAUGAUCUUUGUUCUGCUUUUAGUAUCGAACAAAUGGAUCCAUGAACGAGGCCAGGAGUGGCGGCGGCCUUGUGGCCUAAAUGAAACAGAAUGAUUGAAACAAAAAGAAGCCUCUCCACCAUCUUCCCUACUCACCUCUCCUCUUCCCUGUGAACCACCCAGGACCACAGAACACUACUGCAGACACAGAUGAUACAUACAGUACAUAUUCAGAGGGUCAAAAUGUCUCUCAUUCACUCCACACUGACUCCUUUUUUCCCUAGCUGUAAAACUCUAAUCUACUUGUUUUAGUUCAUGUCAAUCCUCUGGACAGUAUUAGUAUUGUUGAGGGAUGUAAGGAGCUCUAGGUUUGUUGAAUGAUUUUGAGAAACACUCUAGCCCUCCUCACUCUCCCAUGUGUUGUUCUUUGCACUCUGUAUGAACUCUGUGGUCAUGUAAUCCCUCAAUACUGUCUGUAGGGACCAGCUCCUUCUUGUUAAGUGACCUUAAAUGUGCAGGGGGCUUCCUUUCAUUUUAUAAAGAGAGCACUCGGGUCUGUGGUUUUUUUAAAAAGUUAAAGAUUUGUACAUUUUACUGACUAUAGCUGAGAAUUUCACACAUUAAAACCUGUUUGUUUUUCUUUAACUGGCUUAUUUUUAAAUGGACUUACGCUCCUUGCUUGCGUACCCCUUACAUGGGUUUCACAGAAUUUGUCUGUGUAUGUGUGGUUUUAAUCUGUUAUAAAAAUAACCUUCAGUCAAAAACUAAGUGCUCCUUAUCGAACGAAAGGCUUCCCCUUUGUAGAGAAGUCAGACAUCCAGUAAAAGGGAGAAUCUGACUACAGCCCAGAGAAGUAUUUUGCUCAAGAAAAAAAUCACUCCAUUUUCUGUGAGAUAUCAGCGCGAGUCUUCGGUCAUACUGCACACUUUUGGACAAAUCCUUUUCCUUGUUGGUCUGCCUCAAAGCAAUAGUGUUUGUAAGGUUUUAUUCAUUCUAAUGGUAACAAGACAUUCUGUUGGAUUUAUACUUAAAUGUCCUUUUUUGUACUCAGACAAGCAAAUUACAAAACGUAUUUUCACACCUUGACACAGAUGAAUCACACAUUUUCAUUCACAUAAAACGCAUUAUUUCGUUUUGCAACGUAUACUUGUUCAUCUUGACUAUUCCGGUGUUUUCUAUGGACCUGCACUGAAUUCGCAAAGCACCCAAGACAAGCACGUUGAGUAUGGUUAAAAUGUUCUAGACACACAACAUUGUGCCUAUGGGAGAUUUUAAAACCCACUUUUUUUUUUUUAAAGGAUAAUCAAUUUGGGUUAAACAUCUGGGAUGGCUAUGGUUUUUCAGUGAAAGAAUAUAUGAGUUUUCCAUGGAAGAAAUUUUCUAUUUAUAUGUCCCAAGCAAGUUUUGUGUUGUUUUAUUUUCUAAACAAAAGUCUGAAAUUGUUGUUUUUCUACAAUAAAGACUGUGUUAUUGGUCUGAAGUCAAAAAA